UUCUUUCAAUGGCUUCUUCUUCUUCUAAUAACCCCUUCCUCAUUGCUUCUUUUUCUCUGGUUUGCUUCUUCUUCUUCGUCUUCUCGCCCUCCAUUUCCAAGAACAAAAGCUUGGUUUCUGCAAAAAGAGAAGAAGCCAGUGAGCUUCAAAAUACUUAUCAUCGUAUUCCACUCAGCUCUCUCUUUCCUUCUUCCUCAUGCAGCUCUCCUCCUCAAGGAGGAAGCAAGAAUGGAUCCAUGGAAGUGGUACACAAGCACGGGCCAUGUUCAAAGCUGAAGCAACCCUCAUCAUCAUCUUCGUCUUCUUCAUUGGUUAUACCCCACAGCAAAAUCUUGAAGCAGGACGAAGCCCGAGUGAGGGCAAUCAACAACAUGCUUUCCAAAAUAAAAAACCACUGCCAAGAAGCAGAGACUUCAAUGACUCAAGUUCCAGCUAGGUCCGGCAUCCCUCUGGGGUCGGAAAAUUACUACGUCACGGUGAGGCUGGGAACCCCCGAGAGAGAUCUGUCUCUGGAAUUUGACACAGGUAGUGAUCUAACCUGGACUCAGUGCAAGCCCUGUGCUGGAUCUUGCUACAGCCAGAAGGAUCCCAUCUUCGAUCCGUCACAGUCAUCUUCCUACUUUAAUGUUCCCUGCAAUUCUUCAUUGUGUUCUCAUCUCUCCUCCUCAUGUUAUUCACCGACGAGAGCUUGCUUCUAUGGUAUUCGAUACGGCGACGGAUCUUUUACCAUUGGCUCCUAUGCGAAGGAAACACUAACUAUAUCUCCCAAUGACGUCUUUCAAAAUUUCCUCUUCGGCUGCUGCUAGGACAAU
Molecule: messenger RNA, 812 nt
Organism: Prosopis cineraria
Lineage: Eukaryota; Viridiplantae; Streptophyta; Magnoliopsida; Fabales; Fabaceae
Product: aspartyl protease family protein At5g10770-like
Exons: 2
Coding region: 9-806 (265 amino acids)
Biological process (GO): proteolysis
Molecular function (GO): aspartic-type endopeptidase activity
Source: RefSeq, a predicted model, not a curated record